AUGUCGUAUGCAACUCAGUUUCACACUAACAUCACUGUUGAAUUACAGUAUCAAGGAUUAUUGGAAAGAGCGAUUAUUACCACUCUGACUACAGUACUAUGCUGUGUGUUUCUCUUCAUUAAUGGGACCAUGUUAUUCACCCUGAGGAGUAAACCAGUGUUUUAUGAGACCUCCCGUUACAUUCUUCUGUAUAACCUACUUUUAGCAGACACUGCACAGCUGGUACAAAGUCAGGUACUGUAUCUACUGGCUGCAUAUAGAAUAAAAUUAACGUAUCCUGUGUGUGGGUUUCUCAGCCUUUUUGCCAAUCUUGUAACUGUGGUCUCUCCUCUCACCCUGGUUGUGAUGUCUCUGGAGAGAUAUGUAGCUGUGUGCUACCCACUGAGGCAUGCUACCAUCAUCACCAUUAGAAGCACAGGGGUGGCCAUCAUUGUGGUUUGGGCCUUCAGUUCACUAAGUCUCCUCAUUCGAAUUUUUUUACUAUUAAAUUUUCCAUUUGACGAGUUGGACAGCCUGCUGAUGAAUGACUUUUGCUCUGCUGUAGCUAUGUUGCUUGGGCCCUUAGCUGAUGAUUAUGAUCAAGCCUACACUUGUAUUCUGUUUGUUUCAGCAGGUGUUGCAAUCAUUUCCUCCUAUAUCGGUGUGAUGGUAGCAGCCAGGUCAGCUUCUGCAGACAAAGCUUCAGCACAAAAGGCUCGUAACACACUGUUGCUGCAUCUGGUGCAGCUGGGCCUCAGUCUCUUCUCAACCAUGUUCAAUCCAUUACUGGCAGGUCUUUCGAGAAUAUUAUCAAGAAUAGUAUUAGUACGCAUUGUUAAUUUUUUCUAUGUGUGUAUUGUCAUCUCCCCCAGAUGUCUGAGUGCUCUCAUUUAUGGGCUCAGAGAUCAGACCAUUAAGCCCAUUCUCAUGUACUAUCUCUGCUGUCGACCCAGCCAAGGCUGA
This is a messenger RNA of Seriola aureovittata, 942 nucleotides long. Its product is annotated as odorant receptor 131-2-like. Gene Ontology annotation, cellular component: membrane. Gene Ontology annotation, biological process: G protein-coupled receptor signaling pathway. Gene Ontology annotation, molecular function: G protein-coupled receptor activity. NCBI's taxonomy places the organism in Eukaryota, Metazoa, Chordata, Actinopteri, Carangiformes, Carangidae. The annotation marks the transcript as partial. The record is from RefSeq and is a predicted model, not a curated record. The transcript has a single exon.